UCCGUUAGCAUCCAGAGCUAGCUGACUGGUUGGGGGAACACAGUGUGCAGGAAGGCGCUCUGCGCACUGUAGGCACGAAUAUAUCGGCGACUUCAAAUAUCCCCUGCUAAUCCUUGAGCUAACCAUUAUCCCUCCAUGCUUUUCCGGGAGAGGAAGAUAACCCUGCACUGCCACCUCAAUUAGCCACCGUGCAAGACUGAUAAGGGAAACUGCGUCUUGCGUGAGGAGACUACCUCUCAGGCAUAAUCUGUUUCUGUUUUGGAGUAUUGAGAACAUAGCUGCAACCUCGACCAGCGUGUAAUAAUGAGGUUACCAAGUCACAGAAAAUGUGUGAUGGAAGGAGAUGGGAAGAAGAUGGACCAGGCUCCUCCAUUCAGAAACCCUUUCGUGCACGUCUUGAAAUUCACCCCCCUGGAAAAGGCAAAGAUUGCGUUAAUGACAGUCACACUGUUCCCCAUCCGUCUACUCAUAGCUGCAUUCAUGAUGCUGCUGGCUUGGCCUUUUGCCUUCCUGGCCUCAGUAGGGCGCUCAGAGACCACCGUGGAACCCCAGUGCCUCUGGAGGAGAGUGGUGGACAUAAUUCUGAAGAUCAUCAUGCGGGUCAUGUGGUUUGCUGGUGGUUUCCAUUGGAUGACUGUGAAAGGGCGAAGGGCAAUGCCUGCAGAAGCACCCAUCCUCACCCUGGCACCCCACUCCUCUUACUUUGACGCCAUCCCAGUCACGAUGACAAUGUGUUCCAUUGUCAUGAAGGCCGAGAGCAAGGAUAUACCUCUCUGGGGCACUCUGAUUAAGUACAUCAGGCCAGUGUUUGUAUCACGGUCAGACCAGGACUCCAGAAAGAAGACCGUGGAGGAGAUCAAACGCAGAGCGCACUCUGGAGGGGAAUGGCCUCAGAUUAUGAUUUUUCCAGAGGGAACAUGCACAAAUAGAUCCUGCCUAAUCACCUUUAAGCCAGGGGCCUUCAUCCCAGUUGUACCAGUGCAGCCUGUGGUGAUUCGUUACCCCAAUAAACUGGACUCAAUCACAUGGACUUGGCAAGGGCCUGGAGCGUUUGAAAUCUUGUGGCUGACACUCUGCCAGUUACACAAUGAGUUUGUAGUUGAGUUCCUUCCCAUCUACACACCCUCAGAGGAGGAGAAAAAGAACCCUGCUCUCUUUGCUAUCAACGUCAGACGUGUCAUGGCUAAAGCCCUUGGGGUACCCAUCACAGACUAUUCAUUUGAAGACUGCCAGCUGGCCAUGGCAGAAGGCCAACUGAGACUGCCAGUCGACACCUGUCUGCUGGAGUUUGCCAAACUCAUCAGGAGACUGGGGCUUAAACCCCAGAACACUGAGAAUGUUCUGCAGGAUUAUGGGAACAGAGCCAGGAAGCUGGAAGGUCAGAAGCUGGACUUGGACGACUUUGCUCAGUUCCUCGAUGUGCCAGUUUCAGAGAUGUUGCGAGACAUGUUCGCUCUUUUUGAUGAGCAUGAAGAUAACUGCAUGGAUAUCAGAGAAUACGUGAUAGCCUUAUCUGUCGUAUGCAGACCUGCCAAAACUCUGGAGACGAUGAAAUUGGCCUUCAAGAUGUUUGAGGCAGAGGAGGACGGUGCCAUUACAGAGAUGGAGUUGGCGGUUAUCCUAAAGACAGCUUUAGGAGUGGCUCACCUCAGCAUGUCACGUCUGUUUACUGCCAUCGAUGCUGAAGACACAGGAAAGAUCACAUAUGAUAAGUUCAAAUACUUUGUGGAGCAGCAGCCAGACUUUGCUGAGGCCUACCUGUACACAGACAACGCAGGCCUCCACAGCGGCCCCUGCCAGGGUCACCAAACAAAGCCCAGUCUGUCUUCCCGGAACCUGCAAGGCACUGCCACCACCAAAACAGCUAACGGCAUCUGCCCUGACUUCAGCCCCAAAGACCAUGAUGGCACAAUAGAUGGACUCCUCAAGAAACACAAUUAAAAGGGUUUGAAAAUGAAAUGUGAGAAGACAACACCUCUCCUGGUGAGAGGAUGUUGUUUUUGGGGGCAGAGGGUAGUUAAGUACUUUUUUUUUGUAUUGUGUCCAUACAACGUCUGUGGUUAUUUUCAACAUGGUAUCAGUUUAUUUUGUUAUGAAUUUCUUUUUUUCUUUUUUUUUUUCUUCACAGCAAGAUCGUCAAAAUGCCAAACAAUGGCUGUUUCAGAUAAAAUGCUUGAAUACUUGAAGGGCAAGCACUUGUAAAAUUUCUUGGGAAAUGUAUCUUUUUUUCUCCC
Molecule: messenger RNA, 2234 nt
Organism: Anoplopoma fimbria (sablefish)
Lineage: Eukaryota; Metazoa; Chordata; Actinopteri; Perciformes; Anoplopomatidae
Product: lysophosphatidylcholine acyltransferase 1
Exons: 14
Coding region: 304-1941 (545 amino acids)
Molecular function (GO): calcium ion binding
Source: RefSeq, a predicted model, not a curated record